UUUCCUUGGGUCACAUAAGUAGUAUGUCAGAAUUCAAGCUCAGAUCUCCCCUGACUCUAAGCCCUGUGUUGUAUCUGCUUUGAUUCACAGUCCAAGACUCUAGUCACUAUUCCAGGCAAUAUUCUAAUCACAGGAUUUUACCUACUAAGGUAUUACAUGGUCUGUAGGAGAAUUAAAAUUUCAGGGAGAUGAUCUUUUCAAUUUUGAGUCCUUCAGGUUCACGAGGAGGUUUCUCCUUGACCAAAAGGUUUAAUAAUAUUUUCUCAUUAAAAAAAAAAGUAAGAAAAAAAAACAAUUCACCGUUUAAACUGUUUUGUAACUACAUGAAUCAACGUAAAUAGCCAAAGAAAAGGCUCGGUGCUAUCUCCACCCACUCCCUUUUUUCUUAGUCUUAUGUGUAAAGUGUUUCCUGACUCUUCUUCCCACAUACUAAAAUUAGGAUAAAGGAUCUCAAAGAAGAUUCCUUUCUAAGCUUCUGCCCCUUGUAUCAAAAGGGGGGGGGGAGGCGGAUACCUAAGAAAUGAAGAGACAAAGAAAUGCGAAAAGGGCACACCCAACGGGAGACGAUUUCUUUUAUGUAUAUAUAGGUUUUUUUUCAUUCCUUACUUAUCAGUGACUUUGUAGAGAUCUUUGGUCUGUGGGACAGUAGGAUAAGGUCAACCAUUAUCUUCUUUGGGAAAUUGUCUGGGUAGUGGAGAACACAGAGGGAAAGCUCGUCUGAAAAUUAAAGUGAGCAAACAAAGAGAACUCCCCCCUGCUGCUAGCAAGCACAGCGCUGCCGCAUCGGGAGACGUCACAAACCUACUAGCGGUUCGAGUCCGCCUUCCUAGGAAAAGUGCAAAUAAAUAAUUGAUCGAGAAGAUCAAACAUCCCUGGGGCGGGCUAAACUAAAGAAAAAAAAUUUGCCUCCACAUUGAGAGCGAUGAGCAAAGCCCUCUUUUUUCUAUUGGCUUUGUUAUAUGUGGCCACGUGCGAGUAAACGAGGACGGGGCGCUGGGAGUGGAUCUCGCUGGUCCAGCCUUGGGCGUGGCUUCUUUAGACGUUGUGCCUCCCCGGAGCAUUUUUUUUUUCUCCUUUGCUUUGCUUUCUCCUUUCUUCUUCCUUCCCUCUUCAGUCAGUGGUUCUUUCUUCAGUCAGGCCCGGUGCGGUCAGCUCCUGAAUUCUAUUGCACUUCCUGAGAAUAGCCUGGCCCCGCUUGGUACCUCGAGUGGAUGCGUCUAGGGAACAGCAGCCGGGCAGCUGGCAUCCUGGCUUUAAAGAUAAGGCAGUCGGCUAUGGCGAUGAUUAAGAAGGAGGAUCACCAAGUGAUGAAAGUCGUUCAAUCCCUUUUGGGAAUGUGAGUCUAGAUAAACCAUCCGCGGCAGGCCAUGAAUCAGCUACCUGUCGGGGGCACUGCCCCGGCUGCCUCUGCUGCUGCAGCAGCAGCGGCUACUGCCGCCGCCACCGCGGAGCCUCGCCUUCAUCCUGAGGGCAGCAGCAGGAAGCAGCAAAGGGCUCAGUCACCGGCUAGACCCCGGGACAGUACAGUCCGACAGACAGCCACUGCCGCCAGGACCCCUGUAGGAACGAGCACCAAACUCAACUCUGCACGACAGCAGCAGCUUCAGCAACAGCAGCAGCAGGGAUUGAAAUCCAAUAGCAGUCGCCUAGUGACUCCCUCUGGCAUCCGGGGAGGGGGAGGGGCAGGGGAAAAGCCGCCGCCGCCUGCUACGCUCAAAGGCGCCCCGCUGGGAGCUGUCCAAACAGGAGGUGGUGCUGAAGCAUCCCCAGCCGGUACCCCAACCACGGUGGGGAACAGGAGACCCUGUCCCACUGAGGAGCCGUCUCGGGAUGGAGAAGCCGCGACCCCCAAAUCAGCGGAGAAGGCUCAGCUAGGAGGAGGGGGAGGGGGAGGGGGAGGGGGAGGAGCAGGAGCAGGAGUAGGAGCAGGAGGAGGCUCUGGGGAAAGGGAGGGGGGCGCUCUGCAGCCGCCGCCGCCCAGAGGCUGGCGAGGUAAAGCCGGGCGCACGCCACAGAAGGGUGGCAGCGGCGGAGGAGAGGUGGCCUCCUCUUCACCAUCCUCCUCCUCCUCCUCUUCUACUGGCAAAACCCCGGUUCCCACCAGUAGAAACCCCGGGAGCGUUGUUGCGGGGGGCGGUGGCGGCUACUGGAAAGAGGGAUGUCUGCAGUCUGAGCUCAUCCAGUUUCAUCUCAAGAAGGAGCGGGCGGCGGCAGCUGCGGCAGCAGCUCAAAUGCAAACCAAGAGCAGCAGCAAUAGCAAUAGCAGCUCCCCAGUCGCCACAGCCGCCUCGGGGCCUCUUUCCUCCCCUUCCCCCUCCCCAAUGGCGGCUGCAGCAGAGGGCCUACAGCAGGGGGCAGGGGGCAGCCCAAGCAGCGGGGGGAUGCAGGCGACUGCUCCGCCCUCGACACCGCAGCAACAGCAACAGCUACAGGAACAAGAAGAAAUGCAAGAGGAAAUGGAGAAGCUGCGAGAAGAGAAUGAAACCCUCAAGAACGAAAUUGACGAACUGAGGACCGAAAUGGAUGAGAUGAGGGACAGCUUCUUUGAGGAGGAUGCCUGUCAGCUGCAGGAAAUGCGCCACGAGUUGGAAAGAGCCAACAAAAACUGCCGAAUUCUGCAGUACCGCCUCCGCAAAGCAGAACGCAAGAGGCUCCGCUAUGCGCAGACGGGGGAAAUUGAUGGGGAGCUACUAAGAAGCAUGGAGCAAGAUCUCAAGGUUGCAAAGGAUGUUUCAGUGAGACUUCACCAUGAAUUGGAAAAUGUAGAAGAAAAACGUACCACAACAGAAGAUGAAAAUGAGAAGUUGAGGCAACAGCUUAUAGAAGUUGAGAUUGCAAAACAGGCUUUACAGAAUGAAUUGGAAAAAAUGAAAGAGCUAUCACUGAAAAGAAGAGGAAGUAAAGACUUGCAGAAAUCUGAUAAAAAGUCACAGCAGACUCCUACAGAGGAGGAUAGUGAAGAUCUGAAAUGCCAGCUGCAAUUUGUCAAGGAAGAAGCUGCUCUGAUGCGAAAGAAAAUGGCAAAGAUUGAUAAAGAGAAGGACAGAUUUGAGCAUGAGCUCCAAAAAUACAGGUCAUUUUAUGGAGACCUGGACAGUCCUUUACCCAAAGGAGAAGCUGGAGGACCUCCCACAACGAGGGAGGCUGAGCUCAAGCUUCGUCUGAGGCUGGUGGAAGAAGAAGCCAACAUCCUGGGGAGGAAAAUAGUGGAACUCGAGGUAGAGAACAGAGGCUUGAAAGCUGAACUUGAUGAUUUGAGAGGAGAUGACUUCAAUGGGACAGCUAAUCCCCUCAUGAGGGAGCAGAGUGAAUCCCUCUCUGAGUUAAGGCAACACCUGCAGUUGGUGGAAGAUGAGACAGAAUUGCUCAGAAGAAACUUGGCUGACCUGGAGGAGCAAAACAAAAGGAUCACAACAGAGCUAAAUAAGUACAAGUACAAGUCUGGGGCCCACGAGAGCUCGAGGCACCAUGACAGUGCCAAAACUGAAGCCCUCCAGGAGGAGUUGAAGGCUGCCCGUAUGCAGAUCAACGAACUCAGUGGCAAGGUCAUGCAGUUGCAGUAUGAGAACCGAGUACUUAUGUCCAACAUGCAGCGUUAUGACUUGGCCUCCCACCUGGGGAUUCGGGGCAGCCCCAGAGACAGUGAUGCUGAAAGUGAUGCUGGAAAGAAAGAAAGUGAUGAUGACUCCCGUCCACCACACCGCAAAAGGGAAGGGCCCAUUGGUGGAGAGAGUGACUCAGAAGAGGUCCGAAAUAUCCGAUGCCUCACCCCCACCAGAUCCUUCUACCCAACCCCAACCACCUGGCAAAAAAACUUCACAGACCGGCAGCAAAUGAAGGAUAUCCGCUCAGAAGCAGAGCGUCUGGGAAAGACAAUAGACCGGCUGAUCUCAGACACUAGUACCAUCAUCACUGAGGCAAGAAUUUAUGUGGCCAAUGGGGAUCUGUUUGGACUGAUGGAUGAGGAAGAUGAUGGCAGCAGGAUCCGGGAGCAUGAACUGCUUUACCGGAUCAAUGCACAGAUGAAGGCAUUUCGGAAAGAACUCCAGACUUUCAUCGACAGGCUAGAAGUUCCAAAGUCAUCAGAUGACAGAAGUGCAGAUGAGCCAUUGUCUGUUAGUCAGAUGUUCCAGCCUAUCAUUUUACUUAUUCUCAUUCUUGUAUUAUUUUCAUCACUUUCUUACACAACAAUAUUUAAACUUGUCUUUCUUUUUACGCUGUUUUUUGUACUGUAAGCCUUUCGUCAUUUAUUGUUCAUUGUAGUAUUAUUUUCCAUUUGUUUAUUUUGUCCACCCUCCAAGAUAAGAAGUAACAGAAGUAUAGUUUCUGUAGUAACCAAUGCUAUAAAAACACUGAAGACUGCUUGUUUCUUAAAAAAAAAAAAAGACACACAUACACACACAGCCAAAGCAACUGACUGAUAUAAGAAUCCGGUCUACAAGAAUAUUUCAGCUAUACAUUCCACUUGUUUUUCACUGCUAAAUUUACCAAUGGAUUGACAGAACUUUAAAAGGAUUUCCUCCCUGCAAAAAAAAAAGAAAGCAAGAGGCCUUGGAACUGUGUCUUGUUAUAUUUAUACUGUGAUCUAUUUUAAAAGCUACACACAAAGGCAAGAGAGAUUGGUUCAAAUAAAGUAAUUCCCAGACUCCAAGAAUCAGUAAGGAGAAACAAAGGAGAACAAAAAAAUUUCAAAAAAACACCUCUUCAUUGGCUCUUACUUGGUUGC
Molecule: messenger RNA, 4726 nt
Organism: Phascolarctos cinereus (koala)
Lineage: Eukaryota; Metazoa; Chordata; Mammalia; Diprotodontia; Phascolarctidae
Gene: MTCL3
Product: MTCL family member 3
Biological process (GO): regulation of autophagy
Source: RefSeq, a predicted model, not a curated record